Molecule: messenger RNA, 908 nt
Organism: Drosophila mauritiana
Lineage: Eukaryota; Metazoa; Arthropoda; Insecta; Diptera; Drosophilidae
Product: protein shisa-5
Exons: 5
Coding region: 321-791 (156 amino acids)
Source: RefSeq, a predicted model, not a curated record
CGUGGUCAGUGCUGCAAAACGUGCUGCCAUUGUCAUCAUGAUAAAUUGUAUUAUUUUCAGAUUAACGCUGAUAAGAUAUAGUUAAUUCCAAUCGGGCUUCAGUAACGGCCUUCCGGAAUAGUAGUUCAGUGAUAUUUAAGUUAAUUACACGGGUGCUGCCAACGAGCGGAUAAAUCUGAUAAGUAGGCAGUGCAUUUCUGUGCAAUAACUGCAACAAGUGGAAUUUUUGACUUUAAAUACAUAUAAUAAGAAAGGGGAACAACCGCUAAAUCCUUGCCAAACUGGACGACUUUGAGUUGGACGAUAUAGACGAUUUCGCCAUGGAUUUCUGGGGCAUUUUCAUGUUCUUCCUGCUCACCUUCCUCAUCAUGAGUUGCUGCGGAUAUUGCUGCACCACCAGACGCCAGGGUGCCGUUCUGUCCACGCCUGUGGUGGUGACCUCCGCCACCCACACGGCUCCCGGCGGAUAUCCGGUCACACAGCUGCCUCCGCCGGGCUAUCCGUCGGGCAAUGCCUACGUAACUGCGACCUCGUACCCCGCACAGACCACCGGCAACGUGACUGUGCAGAUGCCCAUGCCGAUGAACCACCAGAGCCAGCAGCAAAUGCCAAUGCCAAUGCCGAUGCCGGGUCAGCAAACGCAUGGCGUGGCCUAUCCGUCGUAUCCUUGCGCCGAAGCUGCCAACAUGAAUCCUCCGCCGUAUGACAUGGCCAUGGCUAAUCCUGGACCUAGUGUUAUGCCCGCUGGAUAUGAGAAGCAAGCUCCAUACAACCCCCACUUUAGCCAGUGAAAUCCCACUGUUAACUGAAAGUGAAACUAUAUUUGAGGAUCCCCUUUCCGUCUCGUUAUAGCUUUUUUACUCAGCUGAACACUUUACUUUCCAUGUUUCCUUGCAUAAUGUAUUCCC